GUGGAGAUCAUGUUGUCUGUUGCUUCAACUUGUGGUACUAGUCCCAUGUAUCUUUGUAAAACCAACAUUUUUUUUAUUUUUUUUUUUUUUAGCAACCAGCCCUCUAGAUUUGGUUUUCUGCUUUACUUUGUUUUUAGUGUUCAACAAUAACAUGGGGUCAGACCCAGGAAAAAGGUGCACCUCAGAGAAUGCCUUUUGCCCCCUUGAAGGCCACUGAAAAUAUUGGUGGACAGAAGUUGAUGAAGUGUGUUGGAGAUCCAGUUGCAUGGUUGGGCCCUGGAAAUGGGAUGUCAAUCCUAUUCGGGGAGCAUAAAGAAAGAAAGAGAAUCUCCUAGCUGCUGCUGUGACAGUAAGUGAGAUAGAGACUUCAGAAAAUGUCGACGGUAACAUCAGCGAUUCCGGCUCCUCAGGGCCCUGUGAAUCCGCCCCCCCCAGAAGUCACCAACCCCAACAAACCUGGGAGGAAGACCAACCAGCUGCAGUACAUGCAGAAUGUUGUGGUGAAAACUUUGUGGAAGCACCAGUUUGCUUGGCCCUUCUAUCAACCAGUAGAUGCAAUUAAAUUGAAUUUACCUGAUUAUCAUAAAAUAAUUAAAAAUCCAAUGGACAUGGGGACUAUUAAGAAGAGACUGGAAAACAAUUAUUAUUGGAGUGCGAGUGAAUGUAUGCAGGAUUUCAACACAAUGUUUACAAAUUGUUAUAUUUAUAACAAGCCCACAGAUGAUAUAGUCCUCAUGGCCCAGGCCCUAGAGAAAAUUUUUCUGCAGAAGGUAGCCCAGAUGCCCCAAGAGGAAGUGGAAUUAUUACCACCAGCUCCAAAGGGCAAAGGUCGAAAACCAGCAGCAGGAGCACAGAGUACAGGAGCACAGCAAGCAGCAGCCGUGUCCUCUGUUUCCCCACCGACUCCCUUUCAGAAUGUCCCUCCCGCUGUCUCCCAGACGCCAGUGAUUGCAGCAACUCCAGUGCCAACCAUCACUGCAAAUGUCCCAUCUGUCACGGUCCCUCCCACUGUGGCCCCACCUCCUCCUGCCACUCCCAUCAUGCCUGUGGUUCCGCCAACACCACCCGUAGUGAAGAAAAAGGGAGUGAAGAGAAAAGCAGAUACGACCACGCCGACAACCUCAGCAAUCACCGCCAGCCGGAGCGAGUCGCCCACCCCGCUGUCAGACCCGAAACAGGCCAAGGUGGUCGCCCGACGAGAGAGUGGAGGCCGACCCAUUAAACCACCAAAGAAAGAUCUCGAAGAUGGGGAAGUCCCCCAGCACGCGGGGAAGAAGGGCAAACUCUCAGAGCACCUCAAGUACUGUGACAGCAUCCUCAAAGAGAUGCUUUCUAAGAAACAUGCUGCCUAUGCCUGGCCGUUUUACAAGCCUGUGGAUGCAGAGGCUUUGGAACUCCAUGAUUAUCACGAUAUUAUCAAACACCCCAUGGAUCUCAGUACUGUUAAAAAGAAAAUGGACAGCCGAGAGUACCAGGAUGCACAAGGCUUCGCAGCCGACAUACGGUUAAUGUUCUCGAAUUGCUACAAGUACAAUCCUCCGGACCAUGAGGUGGUGGCCAUGGCCAGGAAACUUCAGGAUGUGUUUGAGAUGAGAUUUGCAAAAAUGCCUGAUGAACCUGUGGAGGCACCCCCUCCAGCACCUCCAGCUGCACCUGUCGUCAGUAAAAGCACAGAGAGCAGCCAUAGCAGUGAGGAGAGUUCCUCCGACUCGGACAGCUCAGACUCGGAAGAAGAGCGAGCGACCAGACUGGCAGAACUCCAGGAACAGCUGAAGGCAGUGCAUGAGCAGCUAGCCGCUCUGUCCCAGGCACCUGUGAAUAAACCAAAGAAAAAAAAAGAGAAAAAAGAGAAAGAGAAGAAAAAGAAGGACAAAGAGAAAGAGAAGGAGAAAGAGAAGCACAAGGUGAAGGCCGAGGAGGAGAAAAAAGCAAAGGUGGCUCAGCCAACCAAACAAACCCAGCAGAAGAAAGCACCAGCUAAAAAAGCCAAUAGUACGACGACUGCAAGCAGGCAACCUAAGAAAGGUGGAAAGCAGGCGUCUGCCUCCUAUGACUCAGAUGAGGAGGAAGAGGGUUUGCCAAUGACCUAUGAUGAAAAGCGGCAGCUCAGCUUAGACAUCAACCGGCUGCCCGGGGAGAAACUGGGCCGGGUGGUCCAUAUUAUUCAGUCCCGGGAGCCUUCCCUCAGGGACUCCAAUCCUGAUGAGAUAGAAAUUGAUUUUGAAACUCUGAAACCCACCACUUUACGAGAACUGGAGAGAUAUGUCAAGUCAUGUUUACAGAAAAAACAAAGAAAACCAUUUUCUGCAACUGGGAAAAAGCAAGCAGCAAAAUCUAAAGAAGAGUUAGCUCAGGAAAAGAAGAAAGAGUUAGAAAAGAGACUACAGGAUGUGAGUGGGCAGCUAAAUAACAACAAGAAACCUGCUAAAAAAGAAAAAUCUGGUUCUGCCCCCUCUGGAGGUCCAUCCCGUCUUAGCAGCAGCAGCUCCUCAGAAUCUGGAAGCAGCAGUUCAAGCGGAUCCAGCUCUGACAGCAGUGACUCAGAAUAAACUCUGGACUUUUAAAAAGAAAAAAUGGACAUCGCACACAAUAAUAACUCUGCAGUGUUCCCUUCUAUGGUUAAUAUACUACUUUUGUUCCAUGGUGUGCAGGUUUUCUUUUUUAAUUCAGUGUUAUAAAUGAUAUCUUCCAAUUUUUGCUUUAAUAGGUCAAAAAUCUUUUUUUUGUGUGUGUGUGUAUUGGACUUUAUGAAAAAGUUAACUCUGCAUAAAGUCUUUUUAAUCUUGUCUGAAGCUGAUUGCUUGGAAAUAGCAAGAACUUCAAAUAGUAAUGAUAUACACCCAUAGAAAAACCUUAAAGAUGUGGUCUAAAAGUUCUUGCAAAAAUCCCUUUUCUUAUACCCAACCUGGCCUUCAAUCCCAGAAGGAAUUUUUAAGGAAACUUCUGUAAAAUGGUACUGUAUCCAAAAGAUGUUAGCUUUGGAAAUAGGUGUUGUAUUUGUUAUUAGCACUAGUAUUCUUAACCUCAAGUCUACAGUGUAAUGAAAAUAUCCAAUGCUAUCAUCUUUUUUUUUUUUUUCCCAUUAGCACGCUCAUGCGGUGGGUAGAUGAUGACAAUGUACCUGUUUUGUGAAAACCAGGCCUGGGUCUAAGCAAAGGAGGGGGAGAGAGCUAUAUACAGCUCCAAACCUGAGAAUUGAGCGGGUAUGGGGGGGGAACGAUGGGAAAUGGGGUGUGGAUAUUGAAUUUUUCAAUCCUUGUGACUACAGGAGCUCCUAGGAGGGAACGCCACUGCUGUGUCAUGCAGAGUGCAGGUUUCCAAACACUGAAACUUUUACCUCAACACAGAAAAAAAAAAAGAAAAAAAAGAAAAAAAGGAGACUUUUUUUGUAAGGCUCAGCAAUUUUCUAUGACAGUCCAGCUUAAUGCGUAACCUGCACUGCUGCAGCGCACUCCAUAACCAUUCUCCCUGAUUUCAUGUAUAUAUAAAUACUUUAUUUAUUAACAUCAUUGGUCAUUUUUAAAAAAAAAUAACAACAAAGAAACUGCAUAAAAAUAACAGCAGAAAUGCAGACCUUUUUAAAUGAUAUAAACAAGAGAUAAGACUCUGAGACCCUAUUUAAAUAUGUUGGACUUUUAACCUACAGGUGCUACAGUUUCCUGUUGCCUGUGUUGGUGCUCAAUCAUGUUUAUGUACUCUCAUUCUUCUUCUUCUUUGUCUUUUCUUCUUCCUACUACUACUACCACUUUUUUUGGGUUCUUUUUGUACAGAAUUUAGAGACUUACAGGUAUAGGUAACUUCCAGCUGCAGCACAUUAAAAUUUGUUUUG
This is a messenger RNA of Gracilinanus agilis (Agile Gracile Mouse Opossum), 3829 nucleotides long. It is a transcript of the gene BRD3, whose product is annotated as bromodomain containing 3. The transcript is spliced from 12 exons. Gene Ontology annotation, biological process: regulation of DNA-templated transcription; chromatin remodeling. Gene Ontology annotation, cellular component: nucleus; chromatin. NCBI's taxonomy places the organism in Eukaryota, Metazoa, Chordata, Mammalia, Didelphimorphia, Didelphidae. The record is from RefSeq and is a predicted model, not a curated record. Bases 375 to 2549 code for a protein of 724 amino acids.